Astrephomene gubernaculifera is the source of this 612-nucleotide messenger RNA. The record is from the annotation of a GenBank genome assembly. NCBI's taxonomy places the organism in Eukaryota, Viridiplantae, Chlorophyta, Chlorophyceae, Chlamydomonadales, Astrephomenaceae.
ACCCACCCCACCCACGGCCAGUUACAACAACCACUCGUACAUCUACAUCCGUGAGUUCCAAAAGGUCGCGGAUGAAGAUGCGGGUGACGCCCAUGGCAGCCAGCACGCUGCCGCCUCGGAGGAGGCCGCCGCCAGCGACGGCUCCAUGGACUGCUCGGACAGCGGCCACCACAGUGGCGCCGUGGACCUGGCAAGCAGUGAGGAGCAGCAGCACACGGCGAGCGGGGACGAGGGUAGUGAUGGCGUUGGGGGGGACACGGACGAGGAUGUGUCCGAUGUAGAUGACGAGGAGGACGAGAGGGCCAGCAGCAGCAGCAUGGCGGCGUCGGAAGAUCCCGUGGAGGACACGGACACUAGUGAGGGAAGCAGUGAUGAGGAUGGGGAUGCAGAUGGAAGUGGCUCUGCCUCGGAGGGCGGCGAGGAGGACACUGACGAUGACAGCACCUAAAUGCAUGCACACAACAUCCUAGGGCCCGCCUGAGCGGCUGAUGGAAUGGGUGUUGGGCACAUGCAACUAGGCGGGGGUGGUGCUGCGGGUACCGGGCAACUGACAGCUAGGACAAAGGGGGGAAGGGCCCGAACCUGUACCUGUACUGGGAGGGUGGAUCACAC